CUUUGUCCUUCCCAUCCCAUUUCUGGGGAAUAUCGAUUGAAUCCGUUCGGGAGCGGGGGCAAACACCUUUCCAAGGGCUACCUCGCGGACGAGUAGUUGGGAUAGUUUUGCUGUUGCAGUGCUUCAAACGACACUGGUGUCAUCAUGUCGCAUCGAGAAAUAUUGCAGUCGAUUCGUGAGGAUGAUUUUGUGGAAUAUUUUCUGUUCCCCGCCGGCUCGUCGGACCCGUCCGAUGUCGAGCUGGAAAACAGUGAAAGCUCCACCCUGGAGCCCGUGCUGCAAAAGGUGAAUCAGCUGGCGGAGGAAUUCUGUCGCUCGUACAUUUGGCAUCGGGAUGGAUUUCGAGUGGUUUCGCGCUUGAUGAACGAUUCGAGGAUGCUCAUUGAGGCGGCCACGGGUGACAACGGUGCGGUCAAUGCCAAACUACCAUCUCAUCUGUACGGGAUUUCCCACGUCGGUGACAACAUUCAAGACGAAUGGUUCAUCGUCGCACUGCUGUUCCAUCUUACGGAACGCAUUCCCGGACUGGUGGCUCGGGUGGUCGAUGCUGAUGGAGAAUUUUUGCUCAUCGAGGCCGCCGAGCAACUGCCGCACUGGGCAAACCCGGAAAGUUGUGAGGGAAGAGUUUUCAUCCUCAACGGAUCGCUACGGUUGGUUGAACCCGCUGAGAAUGAAAAAAAGGAGACUACGGGCGACAUAAAGCAUUGUCUUGAACUUGUUCACCGAGCGGACGGAACGCAGUAUUGCGUCAGCGAAAGUGUAGAUCGCUGCAUUCGGGAGAGGAUCCAGGAUUUUCCCGGAAAAAUCGCCGAACAUCACCAUCGGGCAACGGUGUACGUACCGGUGGGUGUUGCGGCCGUUCUACGCGAGAACCCACAGCUUGUCGCACCGGCCGUAUUAGCGUUUUGUAGUCGCGACCCAAUUGAUUUGAAAGUUUGCCGCGCUAUGCGUUAUUUCCCGCCGGAGAGCUGCGUUUAUACUAGCGUCACAUUUACGAAAUGCUUGUACGCAAUGCUUGCACAAAGCCGAUACCUACCGGACCGACGCACGGGCUGGAGUGUUCCGGCAGCAUCCGACCCGAACCAUAAAGCGCAUAUCCUCGGCCUGAAGCUGGCUUGUGGCUUUGAAAUCCUGGCAUCACAGGCCAAGGCAAACCGCACCGAUUGGGAAACGGACAAAGGAUGGAAGGGAUACUACGAGUCGCUCAAGGCGAAGGGCUACUUCCGGGAUAAUAUCGAGGGCUCGCAGGAGCACACGCGAUUGCUGGGAAUCGCGCAGGAUUACUAUGCGGACCACAGGGACACGAUGCGUACGAUGCCAAAGAUUGGCGAGGAAAUUGUGUCCAUUCUUCGGCGCAACGAGUGGGAUGUGGAAGAGUUGCGCAAGCAAGGAGCGGACCUACCGGUCCCCGAUAGCGACGAGUGGAUGAACAUUACCCCGGAGGAACUCGACCAGAUGCUUACGAAGCGGUACGGUGCGAAGAAACUGUUUUCGCUCAACGGAAAUACAAAUGCGGCGGAAACGUUCACCUCGAUGGUGAGUGAUUUUUUGGAACAGAAAAGCGAAUUCGACGGUGUCGUCGUACCGGCGGACGAACAGGCCGCCAAGGAGACGCUGGCCAGGUUAGAUUUGGGCCCCCUCAAGUCACCCGUCAAACCGAAGCGAACCAAAAGCAAAACUGCACACGAUCGACAGGUUAAUGGGCAAUCGUCCGGUGGGGCGAAGGAACCGACCAAACCGGAGUCGCCCGUUCACCAGUCGGCAACGGUAGACUUCGAUGCCGGUGCGUUCGGAAUGCACGUGAAGAACAUGCUCGAUCUGCUGAUACCGGAAGAUCGCUGGGAUUCGUCCGAUGAGUCCGACAUGAGCGACUACAGCCAGGACGAGUACGAUCGGAACAUCGAGGACAUGUCACCGACGCGCACCGAUCGGGCCGUUCAGGGCGAGCUUAAAACGUACAUGGAUCAAAUGGACCGUGAGUUGGCCGGGACAACGAUUGGCAAGAGCUUCGAAACGGUUAUUGAUGGUGAGGAAACACAAUCGAACACAGCUGCGGGAGGCACGUCGACCAGCGGUGCCAAUCAGGAUGAUUUCGAUGACAUCGAAUCAUUCAAGCCGGUCGACAUUGACGUGAACACACUGCGCAACAUGAUGGAAAGCUAUCAGUCACAGAUCGGUGGUCCCGGUCCGGCAGCAAACCUGCUCGGUUCGAUGGGCGUUCAGAUCUCCAAGGCAGCUCAGGAUGGAUCGAAGGCUGGGAAAGCAGGCAGUACACAACAGACGGAUGUCUAAUGGCGUCCGCCAGCGCUCAAGUAUUUGAUACCCCUUUCGUGCCAGAGCGGACAUUGCCAUAAGUAAAUGUCCCUCGCUUAUCGAUCAUCAUCAUCAUCAUAUCUCCUUACAAGCAGCAUUAGCUGGGAUGCAUUUUACCACUAUAUCUUAGACAAGGGCACAAACAGAAUCCGCUAUCGUUGUAACUCGCUAAGCGUAUCCCUUUCUCCCUUCCGAUCAUUUGAUCUUCGCGAAUAGUUAGGAAAGGAUUGAAAAAAGAGUCUCAUGAUUGUCUCCGUUGCAUAGAUGAAAAAGAGUUUACCACUUCCCGUGUGUUUGUGUGUUGUAGCGGUACACACCGGGGAGAUAGUUGAAAUUCAGGAUGGUGCUGGCUAGGAACUGUACGUACAAAACUGUGCCGUUGAAGGCGAGACUCUGGGUAGGAUUUGGUUUUCCCCUAUAUUUUUGUUCAAGUGAUCCUUCGGCUAUUGUCUGUCAAUUUUCCCUUUGUGUAUCUUGCCCGUGUACGGGAUUACAUAGUUAGGAGUAUCAAUCAUCACCUACCUUUUAGCUUUACGUUAAGUCAACCUUACCCUUUACGGGAACACAUUUACUUAUUUGCGAAAUAAGGCGACAAAAAUCAACGAAAAACGCUCCAUUGCGAAUGGAACAAUUGCGUAGCAUUUUGUAUUUCCUCCUACGAAGCCAUGAAAUAAAACAGAAACGGCGUGCUCCGUACUAUUAAAAA
Molecule: messenger RNA, 3019 nt
Organism: Anopheles coustani
Lineage: Eukaryota; Metazoa; Arthropoda; Insecta; Diptera; Culicidae
Gene: ecd
Product: protein ecdysoneless
Exons: 2
Coding region: 145-2292 (715 amino acids)
Cellular component (GO): nucleus
Source: RefSeq, a predicted model, not a curated record